AUGGGGGAAACACGGUGCAGUUGUGAUACGAGCAGCCUCUGCAACUUUUUUCUUCCUUUCGUAUGUCAUGUCGCACAUGAGUCGCCCACCGUAUUCCAAGACUGCAGUCACGAAGCUUAA
Molecule: messenger RNA, 120 nt
Organism: Colletotrichum costaricense
Lineage: Eukaryota; Fungi; Ascomycota; Sordariomycetes; Glomerellales; Glomerellaceae
Exons: 1
Coding region: 1-120 (39 amino acids)
Source: RefSeq, a predicted model, not a curated record